AUGCAGAGCCUGUUCGUGCCGAGGCCGUCUCCUCCCUCUCCUUUGGUCAGGGUGCGCUCCGCGAGCCUGAGCUGCGGUGUCCGGUCCAGGUCGACGUCGGUGGUGCGAUGCCAGCUGGAAGGGGCGGCGGAGGCAAAGUCGGUGGGUUGGGCUCCUCCGGGGCCGUACACGGGGCGGGACCCGGAGGUGAAGAAGCCGGCGUGGCUGCGGCAGCGGGCGGCGCAGGGAAAGAAGUACGCGAGGCUGAGGGAGUCGCUCGGCGAGCUCAAGCUCAACACCGUCUGCGUCGAGGCCCAGUGCCCCAACAUCGGAGAGUGUUGGAAUGGAGGUGGCGGGGCCGGCGGAGAAUGGGAUGGCGUUGCGACCGCGACGAUCAUGCUCCUCGGCGACACCUGUACCCGGGGGUGUCGAUUCUGCGCCGUGAAAACCAGCAACAAGCCUCCCCCACCGGAUGCCCUAGAGCCUCUGAAGACAGCCAUGGCAGUUGCGAGUUGGGGAGUAGACUACGUUGUGCUGACAAGUGUUGAUCGGGAUGACCUUCCUGAUGGUGGAAGCGGCCAUUUUGCUCAAACAGUCCGAGCUCUUAAGGUUUAUCCCUUGUUGGCAAAUGGAGUUGAAGCCUGGGAAUCUGGGAUAUUGGUGGAGUGCCUGACUUCAGAUUUUCGAGGUGACAUGGGGGCAGUUUCAUCUUUAGCAAACUCUGGUCUAGAUGAUCUAGGAGAGACAGAUGAGGAGGUGAAGCAAACAAUGGCUGACUUGAGGGCUGUCAAUGUUGAUAUUCUGACCUUGGGACAAUAUUUACAGCCCACAGAAAGACACUUGACAGUUAGAGAGUAUGUGACUCCUGAGAAGUUUGAUUUCUGGAAGGACUACGGAGAAUCUUUAGGUUUUCUUUUUGUGGCUAGUGGACCUCUAGAGCUACAAACUGCAAACUGCUGCGGUGAUCUACAGGUGAUGUUCUACAGCUUGAAUGCUGGCAAGACAUCACUGCGAGAGCUCAGGAACGCCUUCUCAGUUUCCUUCGGUGCAUUUCUGCGGAGCAAGCACAUCACGUACUCCACCACCGCUGCAUCACAAGGCAGUGUGAUCCGCCGUCACCUGUGA
Messenger RNA from Miscanthus lutarioriparius, 1104 nucleotides. Lineage: Eukaryota; Viridiplantae; Streptophyta; Magnoliopsida; Poales; Poaceae. The record is from the annotation of a GenBank genome assembly.